Molecule: messenger RNA, 2758 nt
Organism: Diceros bicornis minor
Lineage: Eukaryota; Metazoa; Chordata; Mammalia; Perissodactyla; Rhinocerotidae
Product: alpha-1-antiproteinase 2-like
Exons: 6
Coding region: 442-2754 (770 amino acids)
Biological process (GO): negative regulation of endopeptidase activity
Molecular function (GO): serine-type endopeptidase inhibitor activity
Source: RefSeq, a predicted model, not a curated record
GAAAGGUCUGUGAGGACCUCCCGACUCCAGCCCUGCUCUGACCCGCCCCCAGUCAGGGCCGGCCCAGAACACACGCUCUUUAAUCCCCUCCCCUUCUGGGAGUCAGUGGAACGAGUGGAGAAGUUGGGGAGACCAGGAGCCGCCCGAGGGUCUGGCGGGGUGGGAACCGGGGGAGGUGUGGCUCUGUGGAUUAAUGCGCCUCCUCCUCGGGGAACAAAGGCCUCCGCUCCUCGCUCCGGGUCUCCCCGAGGCAGGGCUCGGCUGCGUGAGUCCGGAGACAGCCCCCGGCCCCCCAGGAAGGAAGCGGGGUCACUGGCAGAAUUGUACCAGGACACAGCGGGGAGGCAUCGCAUCAGGCACUAAACACCACCUCUGCCCUCUUUCCUCCCGAGGAGUCUCGCCGCUGAAGGGAAGCGCCCCGUGGCCUCCGCGGCUGCCCACAUGAAGGCCGUGCUGAGCCUCCUGCUCCCCUGCCUCCUGGCCCCGCUGUGGCUGGUGUCCGGCUCGGCCCCUCGGCCCCCGUCGCCACAGGCCCAGACAGGGCUGGAGACUCCGCAGACCCCCACUACCCAGAACCAGACCAGCGAGGGCAUGCGGGCUCCGGAGGAGGAGGAGGAGGAGGAGGAGGAGGAGGAGGAGGAUGUGCUGGUGGUGGAGGUGGGGAAGGAGGAGGAGGAGGAGGAGGAGGAGCCCUGGCUGACGGCCAGCAGGCAGCAGCUCUCUGAGACCACCUCCAACUUCGGGUUCAGCCUGCUGCGCGAGAUCUCCAUGAGGCAUGACAGCAACGUGGUCUUGUCCCCGCUCGGCCUGUCCUCGACUGUGGCAGCCUUGAUGCUGGCGGCCAGAGGGCAGACCAAAGCGCAGCUGGAGAGUGGGCUCCACCUGCAGGUCCCGGACCAGACCAGCACCCUGCGCGUGCCUGCCCUCUUGAAGCAGCUCAGAGAGAGCCUCUCCCGCAACCAGGAGCUGGGCCUCGCCCAGGGGAGCUUUGCCUUCAUCCACAAGGAUUUUGAUGUCAAAGAGACCUUCCUCAAUUUUUCCAAGAGGUAUUUCGGUACAGAAUGUGUGACUAUGAAUUUCCGCAAUGCCUCACAGGCCACAGGGCUCAUGAAUGAUUACAUUAACAAGGAGACUCAGGGGAAGAUCCCCAAAAUCUUCAAUGAGAUUCAUCCUGACACCAAAUUAAUUCUUGUGGAUUACAUCUCGCUCAAAGGGAAGUGGCUGACCCCUUUUGACCCUCUCCUUACUGAGAGGGACACUUUCCACCUGGACAAGUACAAGGCGGUGAAGGUGCCCAUGAUGUACAAGGUGGGCAUGUUUGCCUCCACCUUUGAUAAGAAUUUUCAUUGCCACGUCCUCAAACUGCCCUACCGAGGGAACGCCACCAUGCUGGUGGUCCUCAUGGAGAAAAUAGGUGACCACCUCACUCUGGAAGACUAUCUGACUGCAGACCUGGUGGACACGUGGCUCAGAAACAUGAAAACCAGGACAAUGCCCUCCUCCAUCACGUGGGGCCUCCUCCUGCUGACAGGCCUGUGCUGCCUGGUCCCUGGCUCUCUGGCUCAGGAUCCCCAGGGAGAUGCUGUCCAGGAGACAGAUGCCUCCAAGCAUGAUCACAAACACCAGCAGGAGCUACCCUGCCACAAGAUUGCCCCGAACCUGGCUGACUUUGCCUUCAGCCUGUACCAUCAUGUGGCCCAUCAGCCCGACACCACCAACAUCUUCUUCUCCCCAGUGAGCAUCGCCACAGCCUUUGCGAUGCUCUCCCUGGGGGCCAAGGGUGACACUCACACCCAGAUCCUGGAGGGCCUCAAUUUCAACCUCACUGAGCAAGCAGAGGCUCAGAUCCACGAAGGCUUCCAGCAUCUUCUCCUCACCCUCAACCGGCCGGAUAACCAGCUGGAGCUGACCAUGGGCAAUGGUCUGUUCAUCGACGAGGGUGAGAAGCUAGUGCAGAAGUUUUUGGAGGAUAUCAAGAACCUGUACCACUCAGAAGCCUUCUUCAUCAACUUCAAGGACACCGAAGCAGCCAAGAAACAGAUCAACGAUUAUGUAGAAAAGGGAACCCAAGGAAAAAUUGUGGAUUUGGUCAAAGAACUUAGACCAAACACAGUUUUUGCUCUGGUGAAUUACAUUUUCUUUAAAGGUAAAUGGGAGAAGCCCUUCGAGGCUAAUUUCACCACAGACGAGGACUUCCAUGUGGACGAGAACACCACAGUCAAGGUGCCCAUGAUGAAACGCAAGGGCUUAUUUGACGUCCACCAUUGUGACACGCUCUCCAGCUGGGUGCUGCUCCUGGACUACGUGGGCAACGCCACCGCCUUCUUCAUUUUGCCUGACCAGGGGAGACUGCAGCACAUGGAGGACACGCUCAGCAAGGAAAUCCUCGCCAGGUUCCUGGAAAACAGAUCCUCAAGUUUGGCCAAUAUCCGUUUGCCUAAACUGUCCAUUUCUGGAACCUACGAUCUGAUAAGCAUCCUGAGCAAACUGGGCAUCACCAAGGUCUUCAGCAACCAGGCUGACCUCUCAGGGAUGACUGAGGAACCAGGCCUGGUGGUAUCCAAGGCAGUGCACAAGGCUGUGCUGACCGUCGACGAGAAAGGGACCGAAGCUGCCGCGGCCACGGAGGUGGAAGGCACCCGCAUUUUUAUAGACCAAAAUGUGGAGUUCAACAGGCCUUUCGUCUUAAUCAUCUAUGACAGAGAUACCAAGGCUCCCCUCUUUGUGGGAAAGGUGGUGGAUCCCACCAAAUAGUAAC